CUCGAAGAGAGCAGGGCGCCACUUACUCCCGGAGGGUUAAAAUAAUUUUUAGAAAAGUUUUCCCCUGUUUUCCAAUUUUUUGAGGAACCUAGAUACUGGGUUUAAAAGCUGCUAUACUUCUGCUCAAAGAUGAAGUAUAUUCUGGUUACCGGUGGCGUUAUUAGUGGGAUCGGAAAAGGUGUUAUCUCUAGCAGCAUCGGAGCUCUAUUAAAAGGAUGUGGACUGCACGUUACUUCAAUUAAAAUCGAUCCUUACCUGAACAUCGACGCUGGGACAUUCUCUCCUUACGAGCAUGGUAAAGUCCUUUUUUUUCGUACAUCUGUUGUCAAAUGAGCGGCUGAUAGCGCCCGUUACAUCUUUUACGCGCGAAGUGCAUGGUUCAAACGUGUCCCGCCAUUUUUAUUCGAGUUCGUUGGUACAUCAGCUUGGAAUUAGGAGAGAGUUUACAAGGUGUUUGUGGCAAGAGAAUUUUGAUGCUUUGUGAAAUCUAGUUUUGGCAGCAUUACGUAAAAAAAAAAAUUCCAAAAUGCAAUAUGCGUCGUAAGUUGUAGUCACAACUGCACAUGGUGAAUGAAUGACUUAUCAAUUGCUUUCAAGCAUACUGGUAACUGGAAAAUAUAAGGCUUAAAGUACGCACUUUCCAUUGCAAUUUUAAAUGCUUUCCUCGAAUAAAAAAGGAAUUUAAACAGGAAAGAAUUUAAGUGCUUUUAAAUCUUGUUGUUCAAUCAGAUUUCCUGUAGUUUGCUUCACGCGUGGCGAUUCUGUGGGUUCACGCAAUAUUCGAAUCAAGGCUUAAAAGCAGAUAAUUUUUCUCAAAAUGUAGAUUAUGAGACAUUGAAUAACACAUUACUUUAUUUCCAUCUUAAAAUUUAUAUGAUACCAUUGUCCUAGGCCAAAUCUGUUAUACAAGAUCUGAUUAUCACUGUAUUUCCUGGUAUCUAAAAUGGUCUACAUUUUAUACAUGUUCAUGGAUAUGGUUGGACAGAGAAACUGGUGUCGGAUUUCAUAAAGUUAAGGCUUUUUUCUAACCUUUUCUCAAAAAUUGAUCAGAAAAGAAACAAAUUCCUCCUUGUGGUUUGACAUCUGUUUGGCUUUUCUUUUGAUGAGCUGGUAAACUUAAAAUAUACAGACAAGUUUGUUGUUGUGCAAUAUUUGUUGAUGUUCAAUUGCAUGCUUCAGUUGCAUGUUGUUGUUAACAGUUGAAAAGGGCCAGAGAAAACUUCAGUGAUAACAAAUCAUAAUUUUUAAAAAUUAUUUUGUCGUGUAACAGUUGCAUGUAAUUAACUCAAUAUUUUAAACUUUCAUCAUUACAGGGGAAGUGUUUGUUUUGGAUGAUGGAGGUGAAGUAGAUUUAGACCUUGGGAACUAUGAAAGGUUCCUUGAUGUAACUCUUCACCGGAGCAACAACAUAACAACUGGUAAAAUUUAUCAGAGUGUGAUUGAUAAAGAGAGACGAGGGGAUUACCUGGGUAAAACUGUUCAAGGUGAGUUAAUUUUUAGUAAUUCUUACUUUUAGCGUGCAUCACUAAAGCAUUGUUUUUAUUAUUUAUUAUUAUAAUUAUUAUUGUUGUUGUUGUUAUUAUCAUCAUUAUUUUUAUCAUUGAUAUUAUCAUUUCAUAUAUUUUUUUGAUUUUUUGCAACUUUUUUGCAAUUAUCUCAGAAAGAUAACUAUAUAAACCAUAUAUCUCAAGGGGACAUGCCUUUCAUAGCCCCUAAGUCCAAUUUACACAUUUGACUUCUGCUUCCAGCUACCAAGGCUCUUAUGCAGAGACAAACCACCACAAAGAAAAAAAUUUUUGUAUCUGUGUGGUAUACACCAAUGGUAACAUUUAUUCACUAUGGUGAAUAGUGAUUGAUAGUUACCUUGCCACUUCAUAGUUCAGUAAAUAUCCACCACUAUUCACCUCCACUUUGGUGAAUAAUUGUUAAUUAUUGUAUAAUGAUAUGUAUUCAUUGAAAUUAGAAUCAGAUUUUUUUAUUCCAAAAUAAAUAUGGUUUUACUCAUAUAUAUGUGGUGUAAUUGAUACUAUAAAGUGAUGGAUCUAUGUUAUCCGAUAUUUGUUCUUUUGUAAUCUACAGUGGUUCCUCAUAUCACUGAUGCUAUUCAAGACUGGGUAACAAAGGUGUCCGCUGAACCUGUUGAGAAGGAUAUCAAGGCUGAUGUUUGUCUCAUUGAGGUAUAGUAAUAUACUAAUAACAACUUAUAUUUAGGGCAAUUUCCAACUGAUUGUCUAAAGUAAUCAGUGAUUGCUUUGGUUAACCUCAACUUUGUUCUGUGAUUGGUUCUGAAAUUUGCACCAUCAUCUCAACCAAUUAAUUAAACAAUUGCAACUUAGUCAUAUGCAAAAACAAGCAAUUUUCUUGUUUUUUUUUUUUGUAUGUUUUUUUUGACACUAUGUUGAAAAAUGGUCCAAUAGUAAAUUAUUGUUCUCAGAGAAACAAUGGAUCACUGCUUAGAUUUAGUGUGAGAGUGCAAAAUUGAGACUUAGUAGAGGUCAAUAUUCCAUUGCCAUGGAUUUGUUCUGAUGUAGUUUCAUGUACCUAUGCCUACGAUCAGGUUCGAAGGUUCUUGUAUCAACAUCCCUUGACUAAAAUUGGCUUAAAAGAAGAACAGAAUCCAAAAAAAAACUUGGAAAAAUUCUCAGGAGCAAAGCCAGCCCAAACAGAGGCCCUAGAUUUUUAAAAUGUUUCAAAAUUCAGUGAGGGGACCCAUUUACUCCUCUGAACAAUUCUUCUUGGAGUUUUAUUCUGUCAAAGCAUGUUACCUCUGCUGGAGACAAAGCACUGUGUUUUGAUAGUAAGUGGACCUUGGAGUUCGAUAUGUAUUUUUCUACAAUUUCUUCAGGAAACAGGUUCAAUUAGUCUGAAGUUUUGACAUGUGGUUGUACAUUUAUCUCUGUUGUCUCUACUUGAAAUGUGCAUUACAAUGUUAGCGAUGUUGUUCCUAGACAGAAUUUGAGGUUAGAGUUUGAAGGCUGAAGUUCAUUGUAUACAUAUACAUAUACAUAUAUAUAUAUGAAUGUGUGACAGUUAAUUGCUGUUUUAAUCUUACAAAAAUAUAAGAUGCUUGAAUGUAUAAUGAAUGCAAGCAUUAGGUAAUAAUAGAUUUUUUCUGUUGUAUUUUUUAUCAGCUUGGAGGGACAAUUGGUGACAUCGAGGGUAUGCCUUAUAUUGAAGCUUUCCGUCAGUUCCAGUUUAGAGUUGGAAGAGACAAUUUUUGUGUGGUCCAUGUCAGUUUGGUGCCUGAGGUAUACUGUACUUCAUAGGAAUCUGUGCACAUAUCUAGUCCCCUUUCUUGUACACCAAGGGUUUUCAUAACAGAGAGUUGAUGGUACCAAAGAUAGAUGUAACUUAAGUUGUUAAAUGACUUGUAACGAAUUGCCUAGGAAAACAGAAAGCAACAAUUUCAAAUUUCAAAUGAAGCAUAAACAUACUAUUUCUUUCCUUUAAGUUAAUAAAGGCUGUAUUAAAUUUGUAUUCCUCAGCCUGAUUCUACAGGUGAGCAGAAGACAAAGCCUACACAAAACAGUGUGCGGGAACUGCGUGGUUUAGGCCUGAGUCCUGAUCUGGUAAGUUACUGGUCUCUUAACCUUUUGACCCCUAGAAGUUAUUAACAUGUGACUUUUUCCUAUAAUAUCCAUAUGUUAUCCUCAAACUUGUCAAGUAGAAGUUUUUAACUUGAUUUAACACCAAAUUCUUGUAGGAAUUGUGUAGCAGCCAGAGAGGAGAAUUAAGAAUCACAUACUGGGAGUUAAAGGGUUAACUUGUGUCAAAACUUAGAUAAAUUUUCCAUACCUAAGGUAUUAUGAUCUGCUUUGUGGUUUAGGUGGGUGGGUCAUAUCUGCUGGUAUAAUGUUAUUCUCGUUACUCUGAACCAGUGCAAGCCUGCUCACUGAAAACCAAAAGUUUGAAACUGUAACAACACUUUUAUUGUUGACCAAUAAUGUUACUAUGUUUGUGGCAUGUUUACGAUGAUUAUUAUAUUACAUCUUUCUAUAGAAGACCAUCUCCUCUACUCUGUCUUUGCAAAAGGGAAAGGCAGAUUUUUCAUUUGUAUGUACAGUGCACAAGAUAAAUUUGAAACUUUUCUUUUAAAUAACUUUGUAGAUUAUGUGUAGAUGCAAGAAUACAGUGACAAACUCUGUCAAGCAGAAGGUGUCUUUGUUCUGCCAUGUCCCUCCAGAGCAGGUGAGAAUUUUUCAUAAAAUCUUAGGGAUUCCUUUCCUCUCUUUUUAAACAAACAGGAAAUUUUAAAUUUUAGUUGUUUUUUUCAGGUGAUAGAUGUCCACGACUGCAAAUCCAUUUACAGCGUUCCCGUGUUGUUAUCGAACCAAGGAAUUGUUUCAUUUUUUUCCAAAAGGCUUCAAUUGGAAAUCAAGUCGCGUAAACCAAGACAUUUUAUGAUGCAAUGGAGAGAAUUAGCAGAGAGGUAAGUGAGUGGGACUGUCUCUUAGUGCAAAGUGCUACAUAUAGCAGUGACCAAAAAAAAACCCUUGUUGAUAUUUUUUGAAGAAUAAUGAUGAUAGUCAUAAACUCAUCAAUUAAAUUUAAUUGGUGUCAACAUGGCAUGUGUUUUUGUGUUGGAUGGGCCUGGUAAGGGGAAAACUGCAGUUUUGUACUCAUGGGUACAAACUACAUAGGGUGUAAUGAGUCAGUUAUUUAUCUUGCUGAAGGUCAUGUUGUCGUUUGGAACUCCUCCUGGUAGGGAUGGUACUGAUGAACUUUUAGGGAGACUCUAGCUAACUCACAUCCCUUUCUCCUUCUGUUGGUUUCCCUGUUAGUUCACUGUUCCUCAUUUUACUACUACUUAAUGGAGAGAUGCUCUCUCAAUGUAGAAUUUUUUUCUCAUGGACAUGUGGAAAAUAACUGGUGAGUUUUCAAACUUAACCCUGUAAACCAGAGUCCCAGGCCAUUGUAUUGCAAUCUGUGGUGAAAGACUAAGUAACCCAUGUGUUAGUUGGUAGUGACGUCAUCAGUUCAUGAGGGGUUCAGACAUAUUUAAUCAUGUUGAUACAGCAGGUAAUUAUUCAUCAGCAUAGAUUUUGGUAAUUCUCUUUCUCUCUCUUGUUAUCAGAGACGAGCGACUCCUGGAUGAAGUUAAGAUCGCUCUUGUUGGAAAGUACACAAAGCUAGAAGAUGCAUAUAUUUCUGUUCUAAAAGCUCUGAAACAUGCAUCCCUCCAUUGUAACAGGCGUCUUCAAGUUGUGGUAGGUACCUUAUAAUCUGUUUAAGAAUUAUGGUGUAUGAAAUAAUUGAAAAAGAGGCACUUUUUUAAUUAUAGGACUCGUUUACUUGGUUGCAUGACUGCAUACAUGUAUAACUACUUGAUGAAUUUUUUGACGUAAAGGACUCUUGUUGUUUCUAAUCUCUCAGUGGGUAGAGUCUGAAAAUCUUGAGAAGGAGGUUCAAGAGAGAGAUCCAGUGAAAUACCAUGAAGCUUGGCAAAGGUUGUGUGGAUGCGAGUGAGUAACUUGUUAUUCACAGUGAAUGGACCACAUCUUUCUGAUGUUAACAUUUUAUUGUGUGUUUCUGGUUUAAGAAGUGGUUGAUGUACUCUGUUCUAAUUGCACUACACUCUUAGGUCUACUCGGGUGUAACAAAUCUUGAAUGUUCAGGACAGAAAAAUACAACAGCAACAAAGAAAUAAUUUUUAGGAAUAGCGCUAUCCCUAUUUUCUACAGUUUCAGACAAAAUCUGAUUGUGUUUUUCAUGAUUACUGUAGCGGUAUAUUGGUACCAGGGGGAUUUGGAAAAAGAGGCACAGAGGGGAAAAUAGCAGCAGCUGAAUGGGCAAGAAAGAUGAAGAAACCUUACCUAGGUAUGUUAUUAUCUUAGAUUGUUGAGUUUGGUUUAAUUUGUGAUCUAUUUUUUAGACCUUUCAAUCAGCAAUGAAUUGGGACUUAAUCCUUUAACUCCCAGGAUCUGAUUGUUAAUUCUUCCAUCUAGCUACAACACAUUUUCUUGUAAAAUAGUAACGAGAGUUUGGUGUAGAUAAAGAUAAUGAAUUCUACAUUAUAAGUUUGAGUAUUCUCAUUGCCUAUUUGCUGGAUUAUGUUUUGGAUAUUAAAGGUUGAAGUUACACGUUAAUCACUUCAGGGAUUCAAAGGUUUAAAGGAUCAUUUUUCUUUCUGGACUAGGUGUUUGCUAUGGACUGCAAUUAGCUGUCAUUGAAUUCGCCAGAAACAUUCUAGGAUUGAAAGGUAAGAGUGCAGUGUCUUAAUAUAAGUUGUCUUCUUCAAGAAAUUAAACUCGGAAAUAUCUUGUACUGGUCAGACAUGUCUUGAUCUUCCUUGAUUUGGCUUCAACCACAUCACUGAUCAACUCUAACAUUCUAUAAUUUUUAGAUGCAAACUCCACAGAAAAUGAACCAGAUACCAAAAAUCCAGUGGUAAGUACAGGUGUAUUAUUAUUUCAUAAUGCUUGCCUAAAAGCCUAAAACCAGAUGUUUGUUUGUUUGUUAACAACCAUGAUUUCAAAAUUUUAAAUUCUGUAGAAAGAUUCAAACUGAACUCCUCAGCAUCUCAAACUUAUAUUACACUCGUUUCUCUUGGUAUUUUGAGUAAUUAGGCUUCUAUAUUUGUGAUUUCCUCUUUGAAGAGUUAAAGAUGACAAAAGCUUCUUGAAAAAAAAUUAAUAAGUAUUAUUACUAGGUUAUUGAAAUGCCUGAGCACAACCCAGGUCAGCUUGGAGGGACCAUGAGGCUUGGAAGACGACGGACAGUGUUUUCAAAGGUGCAUGAGAGUAUAACAAGUGAGUACCGGUAGCAUAUUAAUAUUAAGUCUAAUAUAUUUUAUUUAUUUCUUUAUUUAUUUUGUACAGAGUGAAGUACAAGUAACUUGUUUUCUCAGCAUCUAAAUGUAUGGGAUAAAUCCUUAUUUUCACAUGAACCUUAGGAGGUUUUACCUCGCUGGUGUUGUAGUCCAAGAGAAGUACAAUCCCUAAUGAUGUAAACAUUUGCAGUUUUACAAGUUCCUCACAUUUGUGUUAUCUUUUAUUCAGGAAAGCUUUACAAGAAUGCAGAGUUUGUAGAAGAGAGACAUAGGCACAGAUAUGAGGUAAGAGAGGCUAUUCAAUAACGAAAAUCACUUAUGGUGAUUUUGUGACUCCUGCAUUGAACCACAAAACUCUAUAUGGCACGGUUGUAAGUGUAUCCAAUUUUUUCAUUUAGACACUUUUUUUUCCUUGCAGUCAUAAUGUAUCCUAAUAGCAAGUGUUUUUUUGUUUGUUUUUUUUUGUUUUACAAUAAUUAAGGUCAAUCCAGAAUAUGUAAGUCAAUUUGAGGAAAAGGGAAUGAAAUUUGUUGGCCGAGAUGUGGAAGGUGAACGAAUGGAAAUCAUGGAGAUCAAAGGUACAUGGUUGAAGUAAUUGCUCUGAUGAUGGGCUAACACCCAAAAUGUCAACUUUUAAACUCUUUAUGGUUUCCCAUUUACAUUAUUAACUAAUUUGAUAAUACUAGAUUACCAUAGUUUGCCAUUAGUUGGCUGGUAAACCUAUUUAGGUGAGUAAAACAUUGGGUGACAGGAUUUCCCUGCAUACUGAAUUAACCUAACUGAGCAACCUUACUUAUUUUCAGACCAUCCCUAUUUUGUUGGAGUCCAGUAUCACCCAGAAUACAUAAGUCGACCAAUCAGACCAUCCCCUCCCUACUUGGGAUUGAUUUUGGCAGCCAUAGGAAAACUCACCCCAUAUAUUGCCAGAGGAUGCCGCUUGUCACCGAGAUGCAGCAUCAGUGAAGAUGAGGAUGAGGAUGAGGAAUUGGCAAACAUGGCAGCAGAAAAACUCCCAGAUUUCAAUGUUUAGGUGAAGAGAAGAAAAUUCCUUAAGUGUUACUCUUUUUAUCAUUGGAAACUGAUGUCUUUGUACUAAAGCUAUUAGGCUUUACAAUGGUGCAGAUUUAUGUCCUUAAUACAAUGUACAUGUGGUAGGAAAAAUAAGGAUAUCCCAUACUGAUAGCAUCAUCAGUAUCAAAAUGUGUAUUGUAUCUAAAGUUUAAGUUGAACAGUGUACAAUAUUUUAUAACAACAACUCUCUAAAGCUCUGUGUUGUGAUUUAAUUUUAUCCUUGGUUCCAUUUUUACUUGCUUGUUAAAAUACUCAAGUGAUAAAAAUUAUCGUAGCGUAAAAGGAGAGAAAACAAAGAAUGCUGUUAUUACACCAAGGAUGAAGGUUAACCACAUCACAAACAGUGUUGCUAUAUUUCCUCUGACUUUUGGGAUCAUGUAUCUACAUACACAAGGUUCUUCAUACUUACCAGUAUUUUUAAUUACAAUUUGUGCGAUAUUUAAUGAACUUUGUAUUGCCUCAGUGUUCAAUACAAAAGUUGUCUUGAAAAACUUAAAUCUGGUCUACUAACUUUUUUAUAAUUAGACAUGGUUUGAUGCUACUCUGGUUUAAAGAUUUAAUGAAUGUUACUGAGAAGUUACAAUUCAUAGACCCAAUGUUUUGACACUCCUGUCAAGUGCCUUCUUCAGGGGUGAUCUAAACGCUGCAACAAGAGUUCCUUUUAUACACUCACUAAUUAGCUGCCUUUUUUUCUGAUGAGGUGUAAAUAGGUGCCAGGAAGUAAGCCACCAUCAUCACUAUUUGAAUUGUGAUGAUGGCACUAGACAGUAGUCUUGAAAUGUUGGGUCUAUAAAUUGUAACUUCUCAGUUACAUUCACUAAAUCUUUAAACCAGAGUAGCAUAAAACCGUGUCUGAUUGUCCACAUGGUUGCCAAGUGAACUUUCAUAUAUUUUUUUAUAACUGAUAUAUCUUUCAUCUUUAGACUAUCUGACUAUUAUCUCUCAAUUUCCUUUUCUGGUCACACAAGACUUAGAUAGGACAGGAUAAAUUUCCUUUUUCAAAAAGUUAGUUUUCUUGGUCUUGCUUGUGAUCAAAUGAAAAUGGAAAUGAAUUUGAACUAUUUUACAAAAAUGAUCUUGUACUUAGAUAAAAUAUUUUGCCAUCUCAGAUUAUUCUAUACCUAGAAUCUAGAAUAGAGGCAAUGAUAAAAAAUUUAAACUGCAAAGAAUCUUUUAAAGUUUAGUUUAAAAAUAAAGUAACUCCAUUUAUUCUUGUGUAACAGUAAUGCCAAGAGGACCACAAGUUGUGAAAGGAAAUCUCUUGCAGUAGAAUAAGUUGCUGUUAAAACAAUGAAAAUGUCUUGUUUUUAGAUUUGAAAAAUUUCUUAAAAAAUUGGGAAAGAAAAACUGAAAACAAAUACAAGUAAUAUUAAUGCUACAAUUUCUUGAAAGGCACUAUUUUGGCUUGUAUGAUGUUAUACAGUUGCCACUACUAUCAUCAGACAGUAGCUCUUUUGUUUGUAAGAGUCCACAAGGGAUCAUGCAAAUAUAAGAGGGGACAGGAACACAUCACACCAUUCAAAAAGGAGACACAGAAUUCCAGUUUGAAAACAGUACACUGUUUUUUUUUCCUUGCCCUAAGUACCUUAUUUCUAUUUAAGACAAGAUUAUUUUUGAUAAGUUGUUCCACCGGUGAGUUUUCCUUUACUUUAUACAGGGGAAAAGUAGAGCUAAGGGUUUUCUUUGAAAAAAAAAAAAAAAAAAUGUAACAGAUGGAGAAUAGUUGUAAGUAGCAGUAAUAAGAUGUAAAUCUCCACAUCUGAAUAAAUAACAUUUUGGGCCAUUGAGAUUCAGCAGGAGAAUUUUACCUAAGGCUGGCUUUUGUAUGUUGGCAAAAUCCCAGUCAGCUAAGGAUUUAUUACCAUUUUCUAACCAUCCCAGAGUUUCCCAACUAAUGGAAACUCAAAAUGAUAGACAUCCUCAGUUUGGAAAAAAUCCCAGAUAAAUGCAGUUUUGAUUUCACCAUUUCCAGACCCUUCCAGAGUUCUCCAACUGAUGAAAACAUGAAAUUAUAGACAUUCUCAGUUGUCUGGGCUGGUUGGCAAGAUAUUGGGAAACUUUGGAAGGGUUUCUGUUUUCCUGGUGCACCCAACUUUUCUUCGGAGCUCAAUAGUCAUUGAAGAUCAAGAUCAAUAGUUUGUUCUUCUACUUGCUUAGCUCCAGCACACCUGAGUCACAUAGACUGGAAUAUGUAAUCCAUCCAAACAAACACCUGGUGCUUUCCAGAUAUAUUUGACAAAAUCUGAAAUGGCUGGGAAACAGUGAAAUCUCUAAUCAUCUUGGAUUUUCUUAUUUCCAAUGUCAUAGACACCUUAGUUGAGCUGUUGCUAAAGUUAUACUCUACUAGAUCACAAUUUGGUUAUGGAACAAUAUGAAUGUUUUCCCUUGUGGCCUCAACAGCCUUUGGCUUUUUUUUAAAAAUUUUUUUAAUAUCAAUAUUUAAUUAUCAAUUACUUAAAUAAGCACUUGUAAAUUUGCUCAGGGUUAAUUUGUAUUUAUUUAAUUUAACAAUAGCAGUUAUUUGUACACUGUAGUGUAUAUGUAUAAAGGCUA
Messenger RNA from Pocillopora meandrina, 10393 nucleotides. The record is from the annotation of a GenBank genome assembly. Lineage: Eukaryota; Metazoa; Cnidaria; Anthozoa; Scleractinia; Pocilloporidae.